Dunckerocampus dactyliophorus (ringed pipefish) is the source of this 12575-nucleotide messenger RNA. RefSeq names its product integrin alpha FG-GAP repeat containing 2 (gene itfg2). The transcript has 13 exons. The record is from RefSeq and is a predicted model, not a curated record. Bases 252 to 1658 code for a protein of 468 amino acids. Gene Ontology annotation, cellular component: KICSTOR complex. Gene Ontology annotation, molecular function: protein binding. Gene Ontology annotation, biological process: regulation of TOR signaling. NCBI's taxonomy places the organism in Eukaryota, Metazoa, Chordata, Actinopteri, Syngnathiformes, Syngnathidae.
CCUCCUCUGAGCUUCCUUACUUGUUCUGGUCAUGUGCUUUUGUUUACUCGGGAACCCCGUGUGCUACGGCAGCAGUUAGCAAACUUAGCAAGCAAGCCGCGAAAGUAUUUAACUUUGCCUUUUUUUUUCUCCGUGAGCACGCGGGGGGCUUUAAAAUGGCGCCGAGCUAACGACUGACGUGCUAGCUCUAUGUAAGCUCCAUCCAUUCCAUCUUGACGUUAGAUGUGUCUUUAGGCUGAAUUCCAGACAUUAUGAGGUCCUUGAAUUACGUACAACGUGUCAGUUUGGACUUUACGGGAACGCUCUUUCCUCACGCUAUUUGCUUGGGUGACGCUGACAACGACACGGAGAACUUCGACAGGACCGGUCAGACUGUUAGAUCAGGACAAAAUGCAGUUCCAACAAUAUUUGACUUUCCUGAUCAUCUUCUAAAGUUUAAUGAGCUGGUGGUGGGCGACACCGGCGGAAAGCUGCACGUGUACAAGAAUGACGACUCCAAGGCGUGGAUCACAAGGAGCUGCGUGGGCAUGCUGACGUGCGUGGCAGUCGGAGACGUGUGCAACAAGGGGAAGAACUUUGUGGUGGCCGUGGGCGCGGAGGGCUGGUUCCACCUCUUUGACCUGACCGCCAGCAAAGCGGAUUCGUCCAGUCAGCACGACGCUCUCUCCGCGGACGAGCAGAAGCCCUGCUUCACGCAGCACAUCCCGGCCAACACCAAAGUCAUCCUCAUCAGCGACAUCGACGGCGACGGCCGCAGCGAGCUGGUGGUGGGCUACACCGACCGGGUGGUGCGGGCGUUCCGAUGGGAGGAGCCCUCGGAUGGUUCUGACGUGGGGUCCGGUCAGCUGGUCCUUCUGAAGAAAUGGCUUCUGGAGGGACAGGUGGACAGCCUCUCCGUGAACCCAGGUCCCGAGGGCCUGCCGGAGUUGAUGGUGUCCCAGCCGGGCUGCGGCUACGCCAUCCUGCAGUGCUCCUGGACGCAACAAGACUCCCCCCACAGCGGCGGCGGCGACGAGGAUGACGCGCCGGCCACGCCCGGGAGUGAGGGGCCUUCCCGAGAUGUAGUUCUCCAUCUGACCACCGGGCGGAUCCACAACAAGAACGUGUCAACGCACCUCAUCGGAAGCAUCAGCAAAGGCUCCAAGGAGGAGUCUUCCAAAUGUGGCCUCUUUGCGCUCUGCACUUUGGAUGGAACCCUGAAGCUGAUGGACAGCUCUGAGCAGCUGCUGUGGUCGGUGCAGGUGGAUCAUCAACUCUUCGCCCUGCAGAAGCUGGACGUCACGCGGGACGGCCGGGAGGAGGUGGUGGCGUGCGCCUGGGACGGCCAGACCUACAUCAUCGACCACAACCGCACCGUGGUGCGCUUCCAGUUUGACGAGAACGUCAACGCCUUCUGUGCGGGUCAGUACACGUGCAAGGAGGGCAAGAACAGCCCGUGUCUGGUCUACGUCAGCUUCAACCACAAGAUCUACAUCUACUGGAAGGUGGAGCUGGAGCGCAUGGAGUCCACCAGCCUGCUGCGCGUGCUGGACCAGAGGCCAGAGUUCAAAGGUCACCUGCAGACGCUGGGAAUGGGUGUCAUCUCGCUAACAGGAUGUGGCAAAGGAGGAGGCGGGGGGGGGGGUUCCUCUUCGCGAGCACGAAGAAGCAACACCUGACAGCCUGAAUGGAAAAAGUGCAGCACAUCCUGACACGAUUUGGUAACACGGAAGGCCGCACUUGGAGGUUUUUAGUCAUCACGUUGAGCUCAUCUCUGGCCUCCUGCCUCGUGACGUCCGCUGGUGCACAGAUAAGACACACUGAAGACACGGCUUUAGCCAGAAUACAUAUCUUUUAUUUAGUAGACAGAAAAUACUGCUCAGAGAAAGAGAAACAGCAAAAAAAGGACAAACUAGACCUCUGUGUUGAUGAUGCUGGCAGGGAAAGUAGCGGCCAAAUGGACCAAAAACAAAAAACAAUACUAAUCAGAUGUUCUACAAAAGCACAGAUGUGACACGGCAGCUUAAGAAAAGUCAUUUCACGCUAAAAUUCAUUUCUAAGAGGAGAAUCACUUCUCUUGUAAUGCCACUUUGCACCACAGGAGGCACCAGAGGGUCUUCAAUUGGUGGCGGCCAUUGUUUUUCCACAGGCGAGCAAAUCUGUUUGUUUGUGCCGAAAUUCAAUCAGUGAAAUACGACGGAGUAUUAUUACAUUGGAAAAAAAUACAUACAAAUCUGAGAUUUACUGACAUUUCUCAAUAAAUCUCCAUAAAUUUACUUUUAAUUUAAUUUUAAUUAGCAAUAUUCCCAGAAUAAGGUUGUGAAUUUACAAGCAUAAUGUCGCAAAUUUAUGACAAAAAGUCGUACAUUUAUGAGAAUAAAGUCGUAAAUUUAAGAGAAAAAAGUUAAUACAUUUACGAAAAAAAGUCAUACAUUUAUACGAGACAAACUCGUUAAUAUUAUGAGAAUAAAUUCGUAAAUUUAGAAGAAUAAAGUCGGAAAUUUACGAGAAAAAAAUCUGUACAUUUUUUAGAACAAAGGCUUAAAUUUAAGAGAAUAAAGUCGGAAAUUCACAAGAAAGUCACACAUUUACGACACAAAAUUUGUACAUUUUGAGGAAAAAAAGUUGUAAUAUUACGAGAAAAAAGUCACACAUUUAUGAGACAAAAACUCGUAAUAUUACGAGAAUAAAGCCGUAAAUUUACAAGAAUAGUUGUCAAUUCACGAGAAAGUAUUUGGGAUAUUACAAGAAUAAAGUCGUACAUUUACGAGAAUAAAGUUGUAAAUAUAUGAGAAUAAAGUUGUAAAUUUAGAAGAAUAAAAUCGUAAAUUUACAAGAAAAAAGUUGUAAAUUUAGAAGAAUAAAGUCGAAAAUUCAUGAGAAAAAAAGUUAUAAAUUUACAAGAAAAAGGUCAUAAAUUUUAGGACACAAAAACUAAAUUUACAAGAAUAGUUGUCAAUUCACAAGAAAAAAGCAAGAACAAGAAAAUAUUUGUAAUAUUACGAGAAUAAAGUCGUACAUUUAUGAGAAAAAAAUAGUACAUUUACGAGAAAAAAUGUCAUAAAUUUAGGAGAAUAAAGUCAUACAUUUACGAGAAAAAGUCGUAACUUUUUGAGACAACAAACUUGCAAUAUUACAAGAAUAAGGUCGUAAAUUUAUAAGAAUAAAAUCGUACAUUUACAAGAAACUAUAAUUACGAGAAUAAAGUUGUACAUUUAUAAAGUCAUAAAUUCAGGAGAAAAAAAGUUGUAAAUGUAGAAGAAUAAAGUCAUACAUUUCUGGGAAAAAAGCCCUGAAUUUAGGAGAAUAAAGUUGUACAUUUACGAGAAAAACGUUGUACAUUUAGGACACAAAAACUUGUAAUAUUAUGAGAAUAAAGUCGUAAAUUUACAAGAAUAGCUGUCAAUUCACGAGAAAAAAGUCGUACAUUUCCGAGAAAAUAUUCAUAAUAUUGCGAGAAUAAAGUCGUCAAUAUAUGAGCAAAAGAAAAAAAUGGAAAAUUCAGGAGAAAAAAAGUUGAAAAUUCACAAGUAAAAAACAAAAGUCGUAAAUUUACGAGAAAAACGUCAUAAAUUUAGGACACACAAAAAAGAGAAUUAAGUUGUAAAUUUACGAGAAUAAGGUCAUACAUUUUCGGGGAAAAAAGUCAUAAAUUUAUGAGAACAAAGUUAAAAUAUUAGGACAAUAAAGUCCAAAUUUACAAGACAAAAAGUCCAAAUAUUCCGAGAAUGAAGUGUUGCUAUGAGGUGUGAUGGUGUCGUACGUUUGAGAGGGAAAAUAGAGCACAGCUCUUCCUCCUGCUUCAGGCUAGCUUUUAUUUAUGACGUGGCAGCAAAACAGAGCAGUUGAGCAUUUAGCAUUUAGAUUAGCAUGGCUAGCCCUUCUCACUUCCGCCUUCCUUACCCCGCCCCCUCCACAUGCACAAGGCCAAGGCUCACAUAUACAGUAGUUACUAUUUGCUUUCUUGUAAAGUAGGACUUUAUUCUCGUAAUAUUACGAGUUUUGAGACCGCUACGAAACGGGGGGACUUUUGUGACCUUUAGGCUUGAGCUAAGGUAAUAUUACCGCUCUUUGUCUCGUAAAUUUCCGAUUUUAUUUUCAAUAUGGCCCAAAUACUCCGUCGUGCAUUAAAUAUGUUUUUUUUUUAAUCACAUUUUUUUUAAUCAAGAAUGUUUGUGCACUUGGUUAAAACAAAACUCGAACUAAUGAAAAAGUUGUGUGACGUAUAAAUUGGUCAAGCAUUAAACAUGAAUUAGUUUCACAUCCUAUUUCCGAUUCACGAUUUAGGGAAAUAUCACAGGAAACUGGAUGAAUGAUUUUACUUCAGUGUAAUAUAUUUCCACUUGUAAUACAAGUAUAUGUAUGUGAAAAUCAUACCUUUUUGCUUUAUUUAUUUAAUGUUGGCACACGUAGAUAGAUGGUAAUGAUGACCUCAAAAUAUCAUUUGUUAAAGGAUUUUUGGAUUUUUUUAGUUCAAAUAAAACGUGAAAUAAUUGAAAAAGUUGUGUAGUAUAUACUGUGAAUUGGUUGUGCAUUAAAUAUAAAUAAGUUUAACAUCAUAUUUGCCAUUCACUAUUUAGGAAAAGUGAGCAGGAAAUUAGAAUUAUUUCACUUUUUUGAUUCAAAUAUAGAAUUUUAAUAAAUAUUUUAAUUACCAAUUUAUUUUGCUUUAUUUAUUAAAUGUUGGCACACAGAUGUAUUAUUUAUUGAUUAAUAAAUAGUAUGAUUUAUGUAUUAAUCAUUUUGUACACGCUACCCUCAUUGGCAACACACAACAAAAAUCAGCUGCAGAAAUGUCCUUCAACCCAAAUUUUUAAAAAUCAUUUCAGCCGUUUGAAAGUUCCUCCCGCUGUGCUGCCCCCUGUUGGCGUGAUGUGGUCAUUACAUGGACAUCUGGUUGGCAGGAAGCGCCCGUGCCCACGAGGAAAGGCAGGUGGCGUCCACGAUUAAACCGGCAAAUGUAGGCGAUAAAUUCACAAAGUAUUUCGUCUCGCCAGGGAAAAAAAAAAGAAAGAAGCAAAGCUUGAAGAUUUGAGAUAGAAAGGCGGCGCGGGAAGGCAGCUUGGACACACACACACACACGCACACGCACACACACACACACGCGCGCACACACUGCCACACUCUCCCGAGGUUCAGGCUGUCAGACGAGUACACAAACAUGCAGACUUACUCCACAAAGUCAUGCACAUGGAAUGUUGUCAUGUUUCAAAUGUCUGACUGGCUGUUUAUCUUGGGGGGGGGGGGAUGUCUGACGAGGACACCGUCGCCCUCUCGAUGGCUAAAAAGUGGGCGCUAAGGAGCCGCUAAUUGCGUUUUCAAAUUCGUGAGUGGUUGUUUGUGGAGGAGGUAGAAAGAGGGGACGCAUGAACCUGUGUGCUAACUCCAUUCAGGAAAUGAAGGGUGUUAGCUUAGCGUAGCCUAAGGCUAGCUAGGCUUCUGCAAGGAUGCUCAAGGAAACUCCGGCCUCAUCUUGUUUGAAACGGACGUUCUGGUCCAAUCAGACUCUUUGACACAUACGUAAACGUGACAGCAGCAGUGCUAAAUGCUCACUGGGGUUCUGGAAUGCAUCCACGUGUUUGCCGGGCCAGGGGGGGUGCUCACAGGUUCUGGUUGUGUUUUUUGGACGGGGAGUCGUCAGCAAGGCUCAGGAAGGGCAGCUCCUCACCGCCGCCGUCGCCCCCGAGCUUCAGAACCCGGCUGUUCAGGUCCAAGCAGCACUGAGCAAAGGGCAGGAAGUGGCUUAGUUUUUGAAAAGCAUCCAUUGCGGAACACAGCAGGAAGCACAUUUGUCCUUGUUUGCUUACUUGGAGUUGCAGCAGAGUUUGCAGACCCAGGCUCAGCUCGAAUGUCUCGUCAUCUGAGAGAGAGGAAAAGAAAGACAGUGCACUUCAUUUUUAGCAUUUUUUUACUUUAGUCUCAGAAUGUUUCCCUUUUUUUCCUCUUAGCCACAUAAGAUUUAGUUCUGGGAAAUGUGCAGUUAUUCUCAUGAUAUUCUUUCAUUAUUGAAAAUGUACUCGAUCUCAGAAUAUUUAUAAUAUAGAUUUUGCAUGUUAUUCUUGUAAAGUGCAACAUUAUUUUCCUAACAUUUACUUUAUUUACUUUAUUCUUAGAACUAUUUUUUUAGUACUUUUUCACCUUCACCAUGAAUUUGCAGUAAUUCUCAUAAUAUUUCUAAUUUAGAUUUUUUAUAUAUUUUUAUUGCCCCUCACAAAAAAAUGUUAUGUUCUUGUUCUUGUUCUGUUCUUUGUAUUCUUCGUUCAUGAAAUUUAUUUGAUUUUAUUUAUUUUUAUUCCAUCCUUCCAUUUUCUUCCGCUUAUCCGGGUCCAGGUCGCGGGGGCAGCAGUCUCAGUAGGGAAGUCCAGACUCCCCGUCCACCUCCUGCAGCUCCACGGGGAGGACACCAAGGCGUUCCCAGGCCAGCUGUGAGACAUGAUCCCUCCAGCGUGCCGUAGGUCUGCCCUGAGGUCUCCUCCCGGCUGGGCAUUCCCAGAACACCUCACCAGGAGGUGUCCAGGAGGCAUCCUAGAUGCCCGAACCACCUCAACUGGCUCUCCUCGAUGUGAAGGAGCAGCAACUCUCUCACGGAUGAUCAAGCUCCUGAGCCCAUCUCUUAGGGUGAGUCCAGCCAGCCGACGGAAGAAACUCAUUUCAGCCGCUUGUAUCUCGUUCUUUCGGUCGCGACCCAAAGCUCAAUCUCAUGUUCUCUCUUCACCACGACGGUCCGGUACAGCGACCGCAUUACCGCAGACGCUGCGCCGAUCCGCCUGUCGACCUCACGCUCCAACCUUCCCUCACUCGAGAACAAGACCCCGAGAUACUUGAACUCCUCCCCCUGAGGCAUGACCUCAUUCCCAACCCUGGGGGAGCAAUCCACCCUUUUCCGGCUGAGAACCACGGCCUCGGUUUCGGGGGUGCGGAGUCUCAUCCCAGAAGCUUCACACUCAGAUGCAAACCGUCCCAGUAAACGCUGAAGGCCACAGCCCGAUGAGGCCAUCAGGACCACAUCGUCUGCGAGUGGCAGAGACCAGAUCCUAAGGCCCCCGAACUGGACUCCCUCGACGCCUCGGCUGUGCAUAAAAAUUCUGACCAUAAAAAUUCUGACCAGAAUUGAGGAGGCCAACGUUCCCAGGGAACAGGCUGGACUUACUGCUGGCAAUGCGGACCAGGCUUCUGCUGGCACGUAGUAGCAUGCCAGCCAACACCCCCCACAACAACACAACGCUCCAGAGUUCUGGAGACGAGGGUCCGGCCGUAGACAAAAUGAAUUUGAAGUCACGUUUCGGAGCAUAAAGUUCUUGUUAUUCCCCAUCUUUUACCAUAAUGCAUGCAAAAAGGGAGCAAGUAAAAGAGUUGGUGCUUAUUUUCUAGCUGAGUGUUCCUACCUUGGACCAAAGCGGAGCAUUGGAGCGUCGUGGUGCCCAGUUGGAGCUUCACAUCUCUGACGGAGCUGCCGGAGUCUGGACUGGGGGGCAGGCUGAGUGGGGGGCAGGUAGGGAAACAUCAGUGAUGAAAUCACAUAUUAAAUACAACGUAUGUCACGUAUGUCAGCUUUAACAUCGUAAAGGGCAACCUUUCCACCCCACAUAUUCACUUUAGUGUGUUAUUUCUAAGAAAGAAAUGUGGCUUUAUUCAUUUCUUUCCAUCUACAUUACUGCCACCUAAAGGCCUGGAGUGGAAUAGCAUCUAAUAACUCAAACGAUGUGGGCAUAAAAAUGUUGUCAUUGCCAGUAUGCUUCUUAGCUUUUUUCCACGGUAGAAGGUCAAGGAGGCGUGUUGUUGUGUGUUCUUACCCCAGCCUGUGGCAGCAGGAAGCAGAGAUGUGGUUGUGCGGGCUGCUGGUGUUUAACGACGCCUUCACUUCCGUCCCGCAGCACUGCAGGAGGGCAUUUGGGCGUCAGCACGUUGUUCAGGGGAUGCAAAGGUGACAUUUGUGUCGAGCUCGGUGCCUUCUGGAGUUAACGUUUGACGCGCGGGGACGUGACGGAUGUUUCCGUCAUAUCUGCUGACUCGUUUGUGCUGCAACGUCAGCUAUUAACCAGGAAGCCGACUGAUUUGUUUUAAGAUGUGUAGCGAAGCCUGCUUUUUAUUUGAUUUCAUUUCAUUUUUACAAAGCGUUCCUCCAUCAUAGAUUUCUCAUUCAAGUAUGUCCGGGUUUUAGAAAUACAUUCUCCUUCUGGGAGUCAAGGAUAGCAGCGUUGUUUUCACGGCCCCGCAGGCAGCAGCUUAUCAGCGACACCACAAACGCUUGCUUUUGUCUCCAGCACGCCCGCCGCUGCGCUAAAGUCCCCCCACUCGCUCUCUCGCUCGCUGUCUCUCCUCUGUCUUUUCUGUUCUCUGGCUGGAGUUUAAAAAUAGCUGCUGGGUGAGGAACCGCGCAGGACCACUUUGCAUUAGAAGACUUGACGGUCGAAGCAAGCCAAGUGCAAAAAGGGGAAACGCGAAGCGUAGCAGAAAAGUUAGCAUAGCUGACUUAUUAAGGGAGCUAAUGGGCGGACAUUGUCUCCGGGGUUAGUCAUGUUGUUGUGUUGCUGCUGAGUCACAUUGAAAAUGGCAACCAGAGUAACAAAAAGAACGUGUUUUAGUGUUUCCUCCUAAGAGCCAACAAUACAUUUGGAAGCCUUUACGGCAAACAAAAACACGACAGAUGAAUAAAAACUGUCAUUAGUCGCACUUAUUGUUCUUUCCAAGCACGAGACGUCAUCUUUAAGAUGCUCAAAGCACAUCCGUGAUAGGACUACUGCAAGUGAACUUUCCUUUUAAUGUCACAAACAAGACGGAGCCGCCUGUGAGUGCUUUGAAAUGAAACCACACAUUUGUUUAGAACUAUAAAGGAACUUACUUCUGACAGUUCUUUUUGGCCUUUUUAUUUAUUUUAUUUUUUUAUUCCACAAGCAAGACUGAGACGCCUGUGAGUGCUUUCAGAUGGGGGAAGGUCCCAAACCACAAAUAUAAUUAGAAAUACAAAUGAACAUUCUUCCGUCACUUCUUUUUGUCAUUUUUUAAAAAUGUCACAAAGAAGACGGAGCCGCCUGUGAGCGCUUCGAGGUGGGGAAGGGCCCCAAAGUGCUACAAAUGAACUUUCUUUACUUGCUUCUUUUUGUUGUUUUUUCAAUGUCAAAAACAAGACUGAGCCGUCUGGGAGGGCCCCAAACCAUAAAUAUGGUAAAACUAUAAAUGAACCUUCUUUUCACGCUUGUUUUUGUUAUUUUUAUUUUUAAAUGUCACAAACAAGACUGAGCCAUCUGUGGUGCUUUCAGAUGGGGAAGGGUCCCAAACCACAAAUGCCGUAUGUUUAGAAAUACAAAUCAACCUUCCAUCACUAAUUUUUGUCAUUUUUAAAUAAAUGCCACAAACAAGACGGGGCAGCAUGGGGGUGUUUUGAGAUGGGGAGGGGCCCUCUUAACAAAUAUUUUAAAAACUACACGUUAACAUUGUUUCGUUGUUCCCUUUUGUCAUUUUUAAAAAACGUCACAAACAAGACAGAGUCAGCUGUGAGUACUUUGAGAUGGGGAGGGGCCCUAUCGACAAAACAACAAAUGAACUUUCUUUCAUUGCUUCUUUUUGUCAUUUAAAAAAUAAAUGUAUGUUUCCAUACUACAAAUUUGUACAACUACUACAAAUGAACUUUCAUUGUUUUUGUUUUUUUUAAAUGUCACAAGCAAGUCGGAGCUGCCUGUGAGUGCUUUCAAAUGGGGGAGGGACCCUAUCAACAAACGUGUUAAAAAGCGCAAGUUAACUUUCUUUUAUUGCUCCUUUUUGUCAUUUUUUAAAAAUGUCACAAACAAGAUGGAGCCCCCUGUGAGAGCUUUGAGAUGGCGGUGGGGCCCAAUCAAAAAAUAUGUUUAUAAGUGAACUUUCUUCUGUUGUUUUGUUUGUGUGUUUUCUUAAUGUCACAAACAAGACGGAGCCACGAGCGAGCGCUUAGAAAUGGGAGGGGCCCAAACCCCAAAUAUGUUUAGAAUGACAAAUGAACGUUCCUGUGUCGCUUCUUUUUGUGUCAAAACACAAACAAGACGGAGCAGGCCGCCACAAAUGAAUUACUGUAUUCAUUCUUCCGUAACGGUACGGCGUGCACCAGUAGGGGGCGGAGCUAGACUGAAAGGUCAAAAGACGUCUUUCGGCUACCUUGCACUGAACGAGCAGCGCCGUGAGCACGUUGGCGCGCGGGGCCGCCUCCUCCUCGUCCUCCAGAGACUCCUCCCUCUCCUCAGCGGAGGAGUCGGCGGUGCUCUCGCUCCUCUCCUCGCCGUCGCCGCGCCCGUCCUCGUCCUCGUCCUUGGUGUCGGCCAGCGGCGAGCGCACUCGGGCGCCCGGGUCACGCGCCUCGCCUCGCAGCCGCGUGAUGUUGCCCUCGAGGAGGCGCCGCUGGACGAUGCUGUGAGGUUGCUAGCGGGGAAGACAACAAUAUUCAUUUUUAUUUUUUAUUUCAUUUAGUUGAUUUCAUUCCUCGUUUUAAUGUCAUUUUUUCCUCUUUACCUCCACCAAGGCAGAUGGUUGGCCUCGGUGGAGGUCUACCAUCUAUGCCAUGCUGACGUCAUCAGCCGCUAGGCUACUUACGCUACCUUAAAUCCCCAGUUUUGCUCGAGGAUGCUAAAAUGUAGCGCUACACGAUUCCUGAACAGAGCGCGACUGAAAAGGAGGCGGAUUUCAUGAACCGCUGAGCAAGUGUCACAGCGCCAGAAGGAAAUAUGGCGACAGACAUAAAUAAAUAAGACUCCCUAGAGGCAGCGUGACGGAUGGACUCAUGUCCUCUCAUGUCCUCUCAUGUCCUCUCAUGUCUGGCGUGGAAGCUAAUCGCUAAACAACAAAGGCACUGCUCACCCACUCAGUGCCAAACACCAGCUUUUUGUUUUUUACUUUUAUUUUUUUAAAGCUACAAACAGCAGUUUGCUGUUACACAGUUAUUAGUAUUUUUCAAUUCAAUUUAAUUAAAUUUAAAAAUGUCAUCAAGUUCAUUAUUUUGUUGUAAUUUAUUAUUUUUAUUUGAUUUUAGUUAUGUGAUUUAUUUUUAAUGACUAUUUUUUGUGUAAGAUCAUUAAUAUAAUUACAUUAAUUAUUAUUGAUUAUGUUGCUCAUUAUUAGAAUAGAAUAAUAAUAAUUAGAAAUAAUAUCUAAUUAUUAUUUGAUAUUGUGAAAAAUAAUUAAUAAUUUUAAUUGAUAUUAUAAUGAAUCAUUGAAAACACUAUUUUAUUUUCAAGCUGGCAGCAGCUGCUGCUAUUACAGUGGUUUUUGUAUUCAGUUGAGUUUAGUUUAGAAUUGUUAUCAAGUUUGGGUUUGUUUGAUUUAAUUUUUUUCAUUUCUCUUUAAAUGACUUGUUUUAUUUUUUUUAAAUGAUUUCAAAUAAUAAAAUACAUAUUCAAAUUAAUUAUUUUUAAUUUUAUAAAACUAUUUUUUCAGUAAAAAAAAAUGAAAACAGUGUUUCCCACACAUUGGCAGCCUGCCACCAGUACGUUUGGACCGCCACGAAUGCCUCAUGGCUGAAUUAUACCAAUUAUAACCCCCCCAGACUGCAGUCCUGUGGGAAACACUGUAAGUACCAGCUAGUCAAAUGCUAGCCAACAGUAAGCUAGCCUUUUUGUUAUAGUUGAUAUUCUCGCUUGUGUAGCAAGCUAGCCACAUGCUAGCUAGCCACAGGUCAAACAUUCUGCGUACAAAGCAUGUGACAGUUUAAGCAGGAGUUUACGAUCAACGUUCUACUUUUAUUUCCCUUCUCUCGUGGUGUUGCGGGGGAAGCAGAGAAAUGGGCACAAAUCCAAUUUAUCUACACAAUUGAAUAUCAGCCGUCUCUGGGCCUUCUCUGUCCGCAAAUGACGUUAGCGAGCCGGCGGCCAGCACGGUUGCGUGGCACAGCGUCGUUUUGAAGCCUCCUGCUCGGCCGCGGCAGGAAGUCAGCAGAGCGCCAAAGCGCUGGUUUAGAAAGGUCACAUGACUGGCUGGAAAGUGACGCGGUGGAGUAAUUAGCGCGUUGGCAUGCAAUUAGCUUCUAAUCGACCGAGAGGGAGAAAGAAGUGGAGCCUGUAGUGUGCACUUAAAUGUGUGUUAUCUAGCAAGUGUGUGUGUUUAUUUUGCAAUUUAUUCACCUUUCAGCGUCUUCAUGGCGCUGGAAGGCUGCAAAGUGCUGUGCGGGUGGGCCUAAUGGAGUGUCCCCUGAGCAGGUUUGGACCGGUUUAUCUUUGGAACUUGUCUCGCUCUUUAGUCUGCCUUCAACCUCCCGCUUGUGUUGUUUUUCUACACUAUUUUUAGCCUCCUGCCUUCCCCCCCAAACACGCACGCACACGCACACACCUAAUUCAUGCAUGGCUUGCGUUCAACCGCUUCCACCAAUCACAUGACUGAUCCCGCCCACCGCCUCCUUCAUGGGUGACUGACGCUUUUCACGCGUCUGCUUGUUUGAAAUAACGAGCGUUAUUGAAAUCUCACUCAAUAAUUCUACAGCUCCGUUGUUUACUUGUAAUUUUAAUCAAGCCUUGUGGAUUGUUUACUUUUGAUGAAAACUGACCAAAAUCUAUACAUGGAUCAUUUUUUAGAUUUGGUAGAAGUAAUAUUUGUAUAUUAUAUUGUUUAAAAUACAAAUAUGUACAUUUAAAAUCAUU